GGGCGCUGCUGCCAUGGCGCUGGAGACCCUCUCCCCGGACUGGGACUUCGACCGCUUCGACGACGGCUCCCAGAAAAUUCAUGCUGAAGUACAGUUGAAGAAUUAUGGGAAAUUUCUUGAGGAAUAUACUUCUCAGCUGAGGAGAAUAGAAGAUGCAUUGGAUGACUCAGUUGGAGAUGUUUGGGACUUCAAUCUCGAUCCUAUAGCAUUAAAGCUUUUGCCCUAUGAACAGUCUUCCCUGCUGGAGCUCAUAAAUACAGAAAACAAGGUUCUGAACAAAGUAAUAACUGUGUAUGCUGCCCUUUGCUGUGAAAUCAAGAAGUUAAAAUAUGAGGCGGAAACUAAAUUUUAUAAUGGCCUCUUGUUUUAUGGAGAAGGAGCUACAGAUUCCAGCAUGGUGGAAGGUGAUUCCCAAAUACAGAUGGGAAGAUUUAUUUCAUUUUUACAGGAGCUGUCUUGUUUUGUUACACGGUGCUAUGAAGUGGUGAUGAAUGUAAUUCAUCAGCUGGCUGUUCUCUAUACCAGCAACAAGAAUGCACCUAAAAUUAUAGAGACAUCAGGAGUUCAUUUCCAGACUAUGUAUGAGCAUCUAGGAGAGCUGCUGACAGUCUUACUCACGCUGGAUGAAAUAGUUGACAAUCAUGCCACUCUGAAAGACCACUGGACCAUGUACAAAAGGCUACUAAAAUCUGUCCAUCACAACCCUUCAAAGUUUGGGAUUCAGGAAGAUAAACUGAAGCCAUUUGAGAAGUUGUUAUUAAAACUGGAAGGCCAGUUACUUGAUGGGAUGAUAUUCCAGGCCUGUAUAGAACAACAGUUUGACUCUCUCAAUGGAGGAGUGGCUGUCUCGAAGAAUAGCACUUUUGCCGAAGAGUUUGCACAUAGUAUUCGCACAAUUUUUGCAAAUGUUGAAGCUAAACUUGGUGAACCCUCAGAAAUUGACCAGAGAGAUAAGUACGUAGGAAUUUGUGGUCUCUUUGUACUGCAUUUUCAGAUUUUUCGGACAGUAGACAAGAAAUUUUACAAAUCGUUACUGGACAUUGGCAAAAAGGUGCCAGCCAUCACAUUAACUGCUAAUAUUAUUUGGUUUGCUGAUAACUUUCUGAUCCAGAAAAUGCCAGCUGCUGCCAAACUUCUGGAUAGGAGAAGCCAUCAUGUGAUUAAAACUCAAAGGGAGAAUUUUCUACAACAGAAGGCUCAGUUACUUACCAAAGAGGUGCAGUCAUAUUAUGUCUUUGUGAGCUCAUGGAUGACAAAAAUGGAAUCUAUCUUGUCUAAGGAACAGCGGAUGGAUAAGUUUGCUGAAGACCUUUCUAACAGAUGUAAUGUCUUUAUACAGGUUGGUUUUCUUUAUGCUUACAGCCUUAGCACCAUCAUUAAAACCACAAUGAAUCUCUACAUGUCAAUGCAAAAACCUAUGACCAAAACCUCAGUGAAAGCAUUAUGCAGACUUGUGGAACUUCUCAAGGCAAUAGAACAUACAUUUUAUAGAAGAAGUAUGGUUGUGGCAGAUUCUGUGACACACAUAACUCAGCAUCUCCAGCAUCAGGCUCUUAACUCUAUUUCUAUAGCCAAGAAAAGAGUAAUUUCUGACAAAAAAUACAGUGAGCAGCGCCUGGAUGUGCUCUCUGCUCUGGUAUUGGCUGAGAAUACCCUCAACGGGCCAAGUAUAAAACAGAGGCGCCUUAUUGUUUCCCUUGCACUGAGUGUGGGCACACAGAUGAAAACAUUUAAAGAUGAAGAGCUGCUUCCCCUCCAAGUAGUUAUGAAGAAACUGGACUUAAUCAGUGAACUUAAGGAGCGCGUCCGAACACAGUGUGAUUGUAGCUUCUUGUACUGGCAUCGAGCAGUCUUCCCAAUUUAUUUAGAUGAUGUGUAUGAAAAUGCAGUUGAUGCAUCUAGAUUGCAGUACAUGUUUAGUGCAUUACGGGACUGUGUUCCUGCUAUGAUGCAUUCAAGACACUUGGAGUCCUGUGAGGUACUUCUGGAGUGCUAUGACAAAGAAAUCAUGGAAGUUUUAAAUGAGCACUUGCUGGACAAAUUGUGUAAAGAAAUAGAAAAGGAUCUACGUCUUUCUGUGCACACACACUUAAAGCUUGAUGACAGAAAUCCUUACAGAGUUGGGAUGAAGGAUCUGGCCCACUUUUUCUCUCUGAACCCAAUUCGAUUUUUCAAUCGGUUCAUUGACAUCAAAGUUUAUGUAACACACUACCUAGACAAGACCUUCUACAACCUAACAACUGUAGCUCUUCAUGACUGGGCCACAUACAGUGAAAUGAGGAAUUUAGCAACUCAGCGCUAUGGCUUAAUUAUGACAGAAGCACAUCUUCCCAGUCAGACUUUAGAACAGGGUCUGGAUGUUUUGGAAAUCAUGAGAAAUAUUCAUGUUUUUGUAUCUCGCUACCUCUACAAUCUCAAUAAUCAGAUCUUCAUUGAGAGAACUAGUAAUAAUAAGCAUUUGAACACUAUCAAUAUCCGGCACAUUGCUAAUUCCAUUCGAACUCACGGCACAGGAAUCAUGAACACAACAGUUAAUUUCACUUACCAGUUUCUGAGGAAAAAGUUCUAUAUCUUUAGCCAGUUCAUGUAUGAUGAACAUAUCAAAUCCAGACUGAUCAAAGAUAUCCGAUUCUUCAGGGAAGUCAAGGAUCAAAAUGAUCAUAAGUAUCCCUUUGAGAGAGCAGAGAAGUUCAACCGGGGCAUCAGAAAACUUGGAAUAACGCCUGAUGGACAAAGUUACCUUGACCAAUUCAGGCAGCUCAUAAGUCAGAUAGGCAAUGCAAUGGGCUAUGUGCGAAUGAUAAGAUCUGGUGGACUUCACUGCUGUAGUAGUGCAAUUAGGUUUGUUCCUGACCUUGAAGAUAUUGUUAAUUUUGAGGAACUAGUGAAAGAAGAAGGACUCUCAGAAGAAACACAAAAAGCAGCAAGGCAGUUGGAUUCUGUCCUCACUGAUCUCACACGUAAUUCUGCAGAAGGGACAGAGUACUUCAAAAUGCUUGUCGACGUGUUUGCUCCCGAAUUCCGCAGUCCAAAGAACAUGCACUUGCGCAACUUUUACAUUAUUGUUCCCCCACUGACUCUCAACUUUGUAGAACAUUCAAUUAGCUGUAAAGAGAAGCUGAAUAAAAAGAACAAAGGUGGAGCAGCUUUCACUGAUGAUGGUUUUGCCAUGGGUGUGGCUUACAUUCUAAAGCUUUUGAAUCAGUACCAGGAGUUUGAUUCACUUCACUGGUUCCAGUCAGUCAGGGAGAAGUAUGUGAAGGAGAUAAGAGCAGUAGCUAAGCAACAGAAUGUGCAAUCAACUAGUCAAGAUGAAAAGCUACUACAGACUAUGAACCUUACUCACAAGCGACUGGAAGUUUGUUUACAGGAGUUUGAACUGCUUUAUUUCUCGCUAAGCAGUGCAAGAAUAUUUUUUAGAGCAGACAAAACUGCAGCAGAAGAAAACCAGGAAAAGAAAGAGAGAGAAGAAUCUGUUAAAACAAGCAAUGGAGACCUCUCCACCGCUGCACAUGCAGAUCCUGUUGUGAAAUGA
Molecule: messenger RNA, 3535 nt
Organism: Emys orbicularis (European pond turtle)
Lineage: Eukaryota; Metazoa; Chordata; Testudines; Emydidae
Gene: WASHC4
Product: WASH complex subunit 4
Exons: 34
Coding region: 14-3535 (1173 amino acids)
Biological process (GO): endosome organization; endosomal transport
Cellular component (GO): WASH complex; endosome
Source: RefSeq, a predicted model, not a curated record